AUGUCGAGUCUGCAGCUACUGGUUCUGCUCGUGACUGUCGUGCUCUCGCCCGUACAAGCUUGCACAAUGAUCGCUGUAGGGCGCAAUGCAACAGCGGACGGCUCAACGCUAGUGGCCCACACGGACGAUGCCGGCUUCGGUGCUGCUGACCUCCGGAUGGUGCGUGUCCCUGCCCAGGACUUUGACGAAACAGCCGUUCGACACGUGUACAACUUCCAGCCAGGUUACCCGCGUCUCGUGACGACUGGGAGAGGACCGGAGUACGCGCCAAAGAACGAGCACGAGCAGCUCAUGACGCCGCUGGGUCAGAUCCCUCAGGUGUCGCACACGUACGGCUACUUUGACCAGGACUAUGGGUUCAUGAACGAGGUGCAGCUCAGUAUCGGGGAGAGCACUAGUGGCGCCAAGACGGCAGGCUGGCCAACGGACGCAGGUCCACAUGGGUACAACAUGUUUGGAAUUGGAGAGCUCACGAAAGUAGCACUCGAGCGGUGCGACUCGGCUCGGUGUGCUAUUAAGACUAUGGGUGACUUGGCGGUCAAGUACGGUUUCUACAGUGAAGACAGCGGCGACCCAGCGAAUCCGGGAUACGUGAGUGCAGCAGAGACGCUUGGGCUGGCGGAUCGGUAUGGAGAAGUGUGGGUCUUCCACGUGCUCACGGGUCCGCAGAACGCGAGUGCUGUUUGGGCGGCACAGCGUGUGCUUGAUACGCAUGUGGUCGUUGUGGCGAAUGGCUUUGUGAUCCGUGAGAUGGACCUCGAUGAUCCAGAGCACUUCUUGGCGUCCGACAAUGUGCACUCUUUUGCAACAGAAAUGGGAUGGUGGAAGCCAGAGGAAGACGAGUUUGAUUUCACCGCUGUGUACGGUGCUUCAACGCCAAACCCAGUGCGCGCAUUGUAUAUGGGGCGUCGUAUGUGGCGCGUCUUUGAUCUCGUUGCGCCGUCCUUGCAGCUUGAUCCUCGCCUCGGGCAUUACCCAGAGUACCCGACGUACCCGUUUUCAGUCAAACCGGAUCGACGCCUUGAUGUCGCAGACGUGACAGGAUUACUGCGCGACUACUUUCAAGACACGCCGUACGACCUGUCCAAGGGUCUUGCUGCAGGACCGUUUGGAAUGCCCAUGCGUUGGGAUGGCAACGAAAAAGGGGUCGUCGGUGGAUGGGAACGACCCAUUUCCAUGUACCGCACCGUCUACAGUUUCGUGCUGCAAGCGCGUGCUCACCUACCUGAUGCGAUUGGUGGCGUCGCUUGGUACGGCCAGAGCUCCCCACAUGCUUCGGUCUAUGUUCCAUUUUCAUGUGCGCAGCGAGAGGUGCCUUCUGCGUACGUCAUUGGGAAGGAAAGCGAGUUUACCCCUGGUUCUGCAUGGUGGGCCUUCAGCUUCGUGAACAACUGGAGCAUGAUUCGGUUUGACGCGAUCAGCAAGGACAUCCGAGCUCACAUCGCUGACCUGCAAAACUGGUGCUUUACUGAGCGGAAGACGAUGGAACAUCACGUCACUACUCAUGCCGACUCUUUGACGGCAUCUGAAGUGCGCAUGUACUUGCAGGAGCGAUCGAAUCGAUUGGCUUCCAACGUCGUGGACAAAUGGUGGGCUUUUGCGUGGAAGCUUGUCGGUAAAUUCACCGACGGCUACAUCACCACUGGUGAAGCACCAGAAGAAAUGGAGAUGCCCGGAUAUCCAGCGUGGUGGCUCAAGCUCACCGUCUUCUCCAAGUGGCCAGGUAACACGCUCAAGCUACCACGUGUCCAGUCGCUAAAGAAACAGCGUGAGCUGUUUGACAGUCGCCAGAAUGCGAGUGUCAGCGUCGUGUUGCAACAAUCUGCAGGAGCACCGUCAAGUACCGUCUCGAUUACUCAGAUUGCUAUUGGCGCUGUGGUCGGGAUAUUCGUAGGUGCAUUUGCUACUUGGUUGAUUGCCGUACGCCAGGGUCGAUCUGCAUAUCGACCCAUCGAUUAG
Molecule: messenger RNA, 1959 nt
Organism: Peronospora matthiolae
Lineage: Eukaryota; Oomycota; Peronosporomycetes; Peronosporales; Peronosporaceae
Source: the annotation of a GenBank genome assembly